Messenger RNA from Drosophila gunungcola (fruit fly), 15299 nucleotides. RefSeq names its product ankyrin-2. Gene Ontology annotation, molecular function: protein binding. Gene Ontology annotation, biological process: signal transduction. Lineage: Eukaryota; Metazoa; Arthropoda; Insecta; Diptera; Drosophilidae. The record is from RefSeq and is a predicted model, not a curated record.
CCUACCACCUGUUAGGCCCUUGAAAAUUGGGGUAUACUUUCGCGCUUGACACAAAUAGAUGAGACAUGUUCCUCUUCUGGCUGCGUUAAAAAUAACAGAGUGAUAUACACAAAGUGUUUGCCAGCCUCCGCCGCCGAUAAAAUCUCCAGCGAAACGAAUUGGGAGUCCGUGACACAGUUGACAGCCAGAUAUAAAAAACAGAGCACUACGUGGCCAGGCACGAAGGCAUCAUUAAAUCAGCAUCCGCAGCUAUCCAAAAUCGCAAUCAGCCGUGGGAGUGGGACAUCUCUUAUCAGCCAGGCGCAUAAAACUGGGUCCGGUUAAAGCUCUUCCGUCAGGACGACGACGAACGGGCACCCGAUUGUGAGCCGAAGAGGUUCGGGUGGUGCGACGGCGGAUGAAGAGUCCUGUGGCAUCUAAGGCACAACUGGGAUAGCUGGCUCUAGGCUGCCUGCCUGCCAGUCAGUCAUUUGACAUUGCUCCUGCGAGAAGGUUGUCCACGCUCCGAGCCCAAAUCCUCCGUCGCCCCCAUCGCGUCCGCAAGUCUGCCAUAGUGUAUGUGUUUUCUGUGCUCCCCACUCCCAUUUCUGGGAUACAUAUAGAAGAGUGCCACCGCCACCAUACCAUACUGUACCAUACCAUACCAUACCAUACCGAAAAUCCCCUCGUGGAGCUGUGAAAAAUUAAACAAGUGUUACCUAAGCCCAAACCGAACAAAAACCAAACCAAACAGAAAACACACAGAAAGGAAUCAGCAGUUGAAGGUUGCGGCAAGAUGGCCCAGUUUGUGACCCACAUCCAGCCCACGCUGAUGGAGGCGUCCCAAGGUCAUGUGCCCCACCACCACGGACAUCAGGUGGGUGUGCCGCACUCGUCGCAUCUGCCCCACUCUGGGCACAACAUGCCCUCGCCGCCCACCCACAACCACCACCACGGUGGCCAUGGACAUGGUCACCAGCUCCACACCAGCGGUGCUCAUCAUGGAUCAGCCGGUGGCCAUUCGCAUCCGACGCAAAAGCAGUCGCACCACUCAACCACCGGUCACGCUCCCAAGACGCAGCACCACAGCCCGCCCUCGAGGGUGCACUCACCGCCGGCGGAGCACCAUGCGGAUCAUGUGGGCCACUACGAGUACUUCCAGCAUCAGCAUGAGCAGAUCUUCCACCACGAAGGAGCCAAUGGAAGCGCCAGCCACAAGCAGCAAGCCCACCACCAUCCCAACAAGCACGAGCACUGCCCCACAGGACACCAGAGCGCGGGCGAUGGAAACACUUCCUUCCUGCGUGCAGCUCGCGCCGGAAAUCUGGAGCGAGUGCUCGAGCAUUUGAAGAACAACAUUGACAUUAACACCAGCAAUGCGAACGGUCUAAACGCCCUCCAUCUGGCCUCCAAGGAUGGCCACAUUCACGUCGUCUCGGAGCUGCUGCGUCGUGGGGCGAUUGUGGACAGUGCCACCAAGAAGGGCAACACCGCUCUCCACAUCGCCUCGCUGGCCGGACAGGAGGAGGUGGUGAAGCUGCUGCUGGAGCACAAUGCCUCCGUAAAUGUGCAAUCCCAGAACGGAUUCACACCCCUCUACAUGGCCGCCCAGGAGAACCACGAUGCGGUGGUGCGUCUGCUUCUGUCCAACGGCGCCAACCAGAGUCUGGCCACCGAGGAUGGCUUCACUCCGCUGGCAGUGGCCAUGCAGCAGGGACACGACAAAGUGGUGGCCGUGCUCCUCGAGAGCGACACCCGGGGAAAGGUUAGACUUCCAGCACUGCACAUUGCCGCCAAAAAGGACGAUGUCAAGGCUGCCACUCUGCUCCUGGAUAAUGACCACAAUCCGGACGUAACUUCCAAGUCGGGUUUCACCCCGCUGCACAUCGCUUCUCAUUAUGGCAACCAGAACAUCGCCAACCUGCUCAUCCAGAAGGGCGCCGAUGUGAACUACUCGGCGAAGCACAACAUCAGUCCACUGCACGUGGCCGCCAAGUGGGGCAAGACCAAUAUGGUGUCCCUGCUGCUGGAGAAGGGUGGUAACAUCGAGGCGAAGACCCGGGACGGACUCACUCCGCUCCAUUGUGCCGCUCGUUCGGGUCACGAGCAGGUGGUGGACAUGCUGCUCGAGCGGGGAGCUCCCAUCAGCGCCAAGACCAAAAACGGAUUGGCACCCCUCCAUAUGGCCGCCCAGGGUGAGCAUGUGGAUGCCGCCCGCAUCCUGUUGUACCAUCGUGCUCCCGUCGACGAGGUAACCGUGGAUUACCUGACCGCCCUUCAUGUGGCCGCCCACUGUGGUCACGUGAGAGUGGCCAAACUUCUCCUGGACCGGAAUGCGGACGCCAAUGCAAGGGCCUUGAAUGGAUUCACUCCGCUGCACAUUGCCUGCAAGAAGAACCGCUUGAAGGUGGUGGAGCUGCUCCUGCGGCAUGGGGCCAGCAUAAGUGCCACCACGGAGAGUGGGCUUACUCCGCUCCACGUGGCCGCCUUCAUGGGCUGCAUGAACAUCGUCAUCUAUCUGCUACAGCACGAUGCCAGUCCCGAUGUGCCCACUGUGCGCGGUGAGACACCACUCCAUCUGGCCGCCAGAGCCAACCAGACCGACAUCAUUCGCAUCCUGCUGCGCAAUGGCGCCCAGGUGGACGCCCGUGCCCGCGAGCAGCAGACGCCGCUGCACAUCGCCUCGCGGUUGGGAAACGUGGACAUCGUGAUGCUGCUGCUGCAGCAUGGCGCCCAGGUGGACGCCACCACCAAGGACAUGUACACGGCACUCCAUAUCGCCGCCAAGGAGGGCCAGGACGAGGUGGCCGCUGUGCUAAUUGAGAACGGCGCCGCCUUGGAUGCCGCCACCAAGAAGGGAUUCACUCCUCUGCACUUGACGGCCAAAUACGGACACAUCAAGGUGGCCCAGUUGCUGCUCCAAAAGGAGGCGGACGUGGACGCCCAGGGCAAGAAUGGAGUCACCCCGUUGCAUGUGGCCUGUCACUACAACAACCAGCAGGUGGCGUUGUUGCUCCUGGAGAAGGGAGCCAGUCCACAUGCCACGGCCAAGAACGGACACACACCACUCCACAUUGCGGCCAGGAAGAACCAGAUGGACAUAGCCACCACCCUGUUGGAAUAUGGCGCUCUGGCCAAUGCCGAGAGCAAGGCCGGAUUCACGCCCCUCCAUUUGAGCAGCCAGGAGGGCCAUGCCGAGAUCUCCAAUCUGCUGAUCGAGCACAAGGCCGCCGUCAACCAUCCGGCCAAGAAUGGCCUAACACCCAUGCACCUGUGUGCCCAGGAGGACAACGUGAAUGUGGCCGAGAUCCUGGAGAAGAAUGGCGCCAACAUCGACAUGGCCACCAAGGCCGGCUACACGCCCUUGCAUGUGGCCUCGCACUUUGGACAGGCCAACAUGGUGCGCUUCUUGCUGCAGAACGGAGCCAAUGUGGAUGCGGCCACCUCGAUUGGGUACACACCGCUGCAUCAGACCGCCCAGCAGGGUCAUUGCCACAUUGUGAACCUCCUGCUGGAGCACAAGGCCAAUGCCAAUGCCCAGACGGUCAAUGGGCAGACACCGUUGCACAUUGCCCGCAAGUUGGGCUACAUCAGUGUCCUGGACUCGCUCAAGACCAUCACCAAGGAGGACGAGGCCGCCACGGCUCCGGCCCAAACCGAGGAGAAGUACCGCGUGGUGGCUCCAGAGGCCAUGCACGAGUCAUUCAUGUCCGACUCCGAGGAAGAGGGCGGCGAAGACAAUAUGCUAUCAGACCAACCAUACCGCUAUUUGACCGUUGAUGAAAUGAAAUCCCUAGGCGACGACUCGCUCCCGAUCGAUGUGACCCGCGAUGAGCGCAUGGACUCCAACCGGAUGACCCAGAGCACCGAGUAUGCCUCUGGAGUGCCGCCGACCAUCGGCGAGGAGGUGAUCAGUCCGCACAAGGCCCAGGUCUACGGCAGUUCGCCCAAGGCCACCGUGGAUGGGGUGUACAUUGCCAAUGGAUCUGGACACGAUGAGCCGCCGCAUGUGGGUCGCAAACUGAGCUGGAAGAGCUUCCUGGUGUCCUUCCUGGUCGAUGCCCGUGGAGGAGCCAUGCGUGGCUGUCGGCACAGUGGCGUCCGGAUGAUCAUUCCCUCCCGAUCCACCUGUCAGCCAACUAGGGUCACCUGUCGCUAUGUGAAACCGCAGCGCACCAUGCAUCCCCCUCAACUGAUGGAGGGCGAGGCUCUGGCCAGUCGUGUCCUGGAACUGGGCCCUUGCUCCACCAAGUUCAUUGGGCCGGUGGUCAUGGAGGUGCCACAUUUCGCCUCGCUGCGUGGCAAGGAGCGCGAGAUCAUUAUCCUGCGCUCGGACAACGGUGAAACAUGGCGGGAGCACACCAUCGAUAACUCCGAGGAGAUUAUCCACGAUGUCCUGCAGCAGUGUUUCGAGCCAGAGGAAAUUACCCAACUGGAGGAGCAGGCUGGCAACCAUGUCUGUCGCUUUGUCACCUACGACUUCCCUCAGUACUUCGCCGUGGUAUCGCGUAUACGCCAGGAGGUACAUGCCAUUGGGCCCGAGGGCGGCAUGGUGUCCAGCACAGUGGUGCCACAGGUGCAGGCCGUCUUCCCACAGGGAGCCCUCACCAAGAAGAUCAAAGUUGGCUUACAGGCCCAGCCGGUGGAUCCCGAUCUCACCGCCAAGCUUCUGGGGCGCGGCGUGGCCGUAUCGCCCAUUGUUACGGUCGAGCCACGUCGCCGUAAAUUCCACAAGGCCAUCACCCUCAGCAUGCCCGCCCCCAAGGCUCACAGCCAGGGGAUGAUCAAUCAGUACUCGGGCAACACGCCCACCCUGCGACUGCUCUGCUCGAUUACAGGUGGACCAUCCCGUGCUCAAUGGGAGGAUGUUACCGGUUCCACGCCCCUGACUUUUGUCAACGACUGUGUCUCCUUUACGACUACUGUAUCUGCUCGUUUCUGGCUGAUGGAUUGUCGCAAUAUUUCGGACGCCACCAAAAUGGCCACCGAGCUGUACAAGGAAGUAAUUCACGUGCCGUUCAUUGCCAAGUUUGUGGUGUUCGCCAAGAAGAUCGAACCUUUUGAGGCCCGUCUCCGCGUCUUCUGCAUGACCGACGAUCGCGAGGAUAAAACACUCGAGAAGCACGAGCUCUACACGGAAGUGGCCAAGAGCCGCGAUGUGGAGGUCCUUGAGGGCAAGCCGCAGUACAUCGAAAUGGCCGGCAACCUGGUACCCGUUACAAAAUCGGGCGACCAGUUGCAGCUGCAAUUCAAGGCCUUCCGAGAGAACCGCCUGCCCUUCACUGUGCGAGUCAAAGACCAGCAUGCUGAUAUAGUGGGGCGCACACUGUUCAUGAAAGAGCCGAAGGUGGCCAAGGGCGAGCCCCCGCAACAGCCCAUUUGCAUCCUGAACAUCGUACUUCCGGAGGCUGUAAUUCCGGACUCAACUACAGCUUUCUCGGACCGUGUCACCUCCGCCUACAGGACCUCAAUGUUCAGUUUGAGCAAACAUCAAAAUGACCAUUACAUUGGGGACAUCCGCAUCGUUGAUCUCUCAAACCUGUUGGGUAAAGAUUGGAUUCAGCUGGCCCCUGAAAUUGGCAUUAAUGCGGAGGAAAUUGACGAGAUUAUUAACCAGAACACCGACAGUAUUGCCAGGCAGGCGCAGAGCAUGAUCCGCCUGUAUAAGGACAAGCCCAACUACGAUAUCCUGUCACUGGAAACGGCUCUUAAGGACAUAGGACGAGACGAUAUUAUGAAAAAGUGCAAGAGUGGACGACUAUCCCAUUCACGGGAGUUUGACGAAACGGAUAUCAUGAAAAACUCGGAAUCCGUGGAGGAGCUGGUUCGCAAAGAAAGCAAGCGAAUCCAGCAAAUCAACGAACGCGAGGAAGUCAAAUACUCUGCCGAGGAGAAGGAAGUCGAGGAAUCCGAAUCCGAUGAGGAAGCUGCUAAGCGAACAGUGGCCGAGCGCCGUGAGAAGAUUGUCAAACGACUGUCCGUAGAGCGAUCCAUCCCUGCCUCGACGCAAAAGAGAGAGAUAAACCGCGAAAUAACCGAAAUCAAGCGGAAGAGUCUUAUCGAGGACAAAAAGGCACAUCACGAGUCCGAGAUACUGAUGCAACUGCCCGCCGACAAUGUGAUCAUCAAGACAACUACAGUACCAGAUCAAGUCAUCAAGAUGAAGAUGGGCAAGAUGGACUCAACCGAAGUCAGCAAGAGCGAGUUCGACAAGGAACUGACGCACAAGUUCAAGACAUCCGGCCGCAGCUCGGAGGAGGAAGACCAGCCAUCAUCUCCAGACCAGACCGAUAAAAUUGUCCAGGACAUCAGUGCUGCCGAAAAGAAGGAGAAAGAUGGAGUCACCUUCAGUCGGGUGACCACCAUAACCCGCCAAGAAGCUCGUGACAUCACAGAGGAUUUCCUGGAGAUCGAGAAGCGCAGCCAACUCCCUGCUACUUCCACCACCGCAACAGUUCACGAGAAGUUUGUUGAAGAGGUCAAGGAAAAGACCAGUCCCCUGGCUUCAAUGCCUCAGGAAACAGUAAAAGAGGUCCAGCAAGUUAUCAGCGAGGUGACCGAAAUCGCCAGCAAGAAGGUUGAGAACAUUAUAAGCACCUUCGAGACCAGUAAACCAGUGAAACCUACAGCAACCUUGCCCACUCAGGCGUCUGUCGAAUCAACAAGGGUCAGCGAUACAAUUAAGCACCUGGAGGAUACCAAGACAGUGACCCAGGAGCAAUCGAAAUCUGUCCAAAUCAUUGAAAGCUCAAGUAUAGAGGAGACAAUUGCCGAAUUCGAAGCCAAGAAGGUCAAGUAUGACUUCCAUGGUGGAGAGCCCAAGACCCAGAUCCCUAAGUUUACACGCAAGCCGAGCGAGGACUCGAUGAAACCUACCGCAGCUCCACGUGCUACAGUUGAGUUCGACAUUGAUUCGGCGGCUGAGACCAAAUCUGAGAAACCUGUCUCAAAGAUACCAGUCAAGACAACACCAGCCGAAGCUCAAAAGAUUGGUGAAGUGGAUGCUAGGAAAAUGACUCAAGACUUCCUGCAGGGCGAAAAACUGGCUGCCGAACCAAAGGCCGCCCCAGCAGCCAGUAAGAUUCCCAAAGUGGAGCCGAGAAAAUCAGUAGAUAAGCAAGAGUUAAAGAUCUUGGAUGAUGUUAUCGCCUCUACAGCUACCAUUAUGACAGCAGGUCUGGGAACUGAACAGCUAAAGGACAAGCCCGUGGAACACCCAGAAAUGAUUGCUAAGGCUGAGACUCUCACCGAAAAGGUCUCCGAGCUGAUUGACACAUUCCACAAGAUCGAGGAGAAGGUCACGAAGUCAGAGAAAACGUCGGAAAUUUCCAGCAAAGUUGAUGAGUUAGUCAAGAUUGAAGAUAAGUCCAUAUCUCAUGUUCAACCAAAGGAGGAUAUAGUGGCGGAAAAGGUGGCCGAGGAAGUUGAAACAUUCCACAAGAUCGAAGAGCAAAUCACAACCGCCGAGGCCCGCAAGCUCACCCACGAUUUCCUCAGCAUGGAGCAGCAAAGCCAAUUACCGACCAUUUCGCAGACCGCUGAGAAGCUCCUUGAAUCCAGUUUGACAUCCACAAGUGCAUCGGAACCGGAUUCACUAGUCACUGUGAAAUCCUCACCGCCAGCCAGUAGGAUACCUGUGGUGGAGCCCAGGAAAACCCUAAUAGAAGAAACUAAAAAGCCUCUGACUGAGCCUGUACAGGCCACCGAAAAGAAACCCCUGAAUGAGCGACAAUUAACCGCUGAUAUCUUGAGCAUGGAACAGCAAACUCAGCUCGUAUCCGAACCUGCAAAGAACCUGGUUGAGGAAGUGACAAAGACAGCCGAACGACUGGUGGAACAGCCUAAAGAGCAAAAACCACGGAACGAGCGUCAGCUCACUGAAGAUUUCCUAAACAUGGAAAAGCAGACGCAGCUGCCUUCAAAGGUAAUUGGCAGUGAGUCCAAGCUAAAAGAAGAGCUGAUUGAUGGCAUUGAGUCAGCGGCCCCAGUUGGGGAUGCAUCACCUUUCCACACACCCAAGCUGACCACCACUGUGGUAGCUGAAGAGCACCAACAUCUGAUAAAUGAAUAUGACAGUGACACCUUUGGCAAGCAAGCCACCGCUCCACAAACAGAUUUAAUCAAAGAGGAGGGACUAAUUGCUCCAGUGUCCGCGGAACCACGGAAGUCGCUGACGGAUGCUGAGUUCUGCAAAUCGGUGGGCGAAACGAUCACCAAGAAGAUGAGCGUGGGCGUAAUUGAAAUAUCUGAUGAGCUCAAGAAAAUAGAGAGCGAAAUCCCACAUUCCCAGACUCCUCCACCAACACCGAGUGACACCAAAACCGACAAGCAGAGCGAGGAGCCCGAACUAAUCAGUUUGGAACGUGAUUACCUGGCCGACUCUGUGACCACACUGCAUACGACCACAGAGUCCACUUUUGAACGCGUCUCUGCCAUUACCAAAAUUGAAACCCUACAGGAAAAAAAAGUAGAACUACCCACUCUGGACACAGCAAAUAUCUCGAAGGAAAUAAGUGAUGUUAAAGUUGGUGGUGGUGAUGAUGAUGGUGAUGGCGAUGGAGAAGAUCUAGUGGCACGCAUUCGCGAGGAAGCCAAUAUUCUGGUGGAUCGCGUGCUCGAAGAGAGUGUCGAGAUCAUUGAGAGUCACGGCCACCAGGCCAAUGGCCAUGAGAUCGCUAAGUUGGAUUACAACUCAGAAAGUGAGAAUUAUGCCAUCACAUGCGACGACAUCGGCGGCGUCGAUGUUAUCAAAUCGCCCACCAUUGAGUCCAUGUCGGGCAAGUCGUUUGACGACAACAUGAGCUUCACCGACGAGCACAUACAUUUACCUAUGCAUGCCCAGAACACGACCACCACCAUGACAACGACAGUUACCACUCAGUUUCAACAGCAGCAGUCCCAGGUCCAGCUACCCCAAACCAUUUCCCAGGCUGCUGGCACAAGUACAUCAGCGGCAAAAGAUCCAGUUCUAGUACUCGAUUCCGUAGCCGUACCUGUUCAAGUAGAGAGUAGUCGAGAUCAGGCCGAAGACGAGAGUGAGACGCGAGCAAGGCGCAUCGAUCGAAAGAUUGAUAAACUAUCCACGGACAUGGACGAUGUGAGUGCCCAGUUCGAUGAGGCGUUUGAGAUGUCUGUGCCAGAGGACGAAAUCAGUGCGUUGCAGGGCGACUUUUCCAAGCUUAGUUGGGAUGACAGUGUCCCCACGACCAACACCAUGGCCGAUAUGGCCCAAAACCAAAUAACGCCCGACAACGAUAUUCAAGAUCUCAUCGCAGAAACAAGCGGCGAUUUACCAAUCUCAAGUGAAACCGAAACCACUCCCGUACCACCGUCGGCAGUUGUGGCCAGCACCACAGCGUACGAAUCAGAAACCAACACCGGAACUGAGCCGACGGUAGAUACCAAUGCAUUCACUACCACCAGCCACGAUACACCCACACCAAAACCACGAGUACUCAAAGCAAGCUCCCCAGUAUCCGAAGGCACUGAUAGCACUACCAUUCCUGGCCCAGUGCCGAAACCCGAAAUACCGAUCGAUAUUAGUUUUGAUUCCGCCGCACCGGUUCCAAAGCCACGUGCUCCCAUUAAGCACACGGAACCGUUCGAAAACCUGGCUGCCCUAGCUGAGCAGUCCGAUAGUAUAAGUCUGAGGAGCUUUGAAUUUACGGAGGAUCUUUCGAAGACGGAUGAACCGUCCACAGAGCUCUCUAUCCGUUCCCAGCUCCGUGACAUAGUCACAACCACUACCACUGCUUCGGAGGAUCACACCGAGAGCUUUGAGCCAACGAGUGAGAUUUCCGUAGAUGAUGCCGACACUGAAAAAUCUGAGGGCGUUGAAAAGGCCACUAGUUUUUACAUUGGGGAAUCCAGUCGCAAUGUUAUUAUCAAGACCUCGACAAGAUCAGCAAGUGUUACACCGCAAGAUGAGGAAGCCCAAGGCGAAAUAGGAAUCGAUGCCAAGGAUGUUUCUUUAAUGAAGGAGAUAUCCGUCGACUCAGACGAAGCCAACGAUGUUUUCAAGGAGUUUGUCACAAUGAAGCCGGACGAUCAUGCUUCAGUAGAUAGCAAAAUAACCAGACAAGGUUCGGAAACUAGAAAUGACAUUCUCGAAUUUGAGAAUGCCGAUAAAGACAAGGCAGGAGAACCGAAGCUCUCCAAAGUAACCACGGAGGAAAGCUUGACCACGUCCACCGGUUCCAGUGGUCGAGCCAUUAUAGAAAUUGCUCCUUCAAGCAGUGAAGAUCCUGAUGAGUCCAGCAAGGAAAUCCCGGAAAUAGUAAAUACAAUCUCUGAAAAGACGGCCUCGACCGAUCGUUUUGAAUUGCCCUUAGAAAAAAGUGAAUGGGAAACAUCGGAGAAAGAAAUUCCAACUUCGGGCAAGCCAAAAGUAGUGCACUCACCACAGCAACCACAAGAGACCGACAUAAAGACUUCGACGGAUUCGACAGUCGUAGGGGAGACUCUGGCUGAAAAGCAGGAAGCUGAGGAAUUGCCAGGAGAGAGGAAGAGCUUGAAGGACCACGAAGAACUACUGGAGGAGUCCUUAUCGGACUUUGGAUUCAAAAGCUUGCCCCAAGGUUUCACUACAGCUGUUGAGAGCGAAGAUAUAUCUUCCUUUAUAGGCAUACCCGAUGAAAGCAUGCAAACUUCUACGUUGGAUAGCACACAGCCUCCAGAAGGUCUAUUCGACACCACAAUCAAGGAGACCCUCAACAAGCAAGCAGCAAUGGCUCACUAUGCACAGGAUGUGUUUGGGAGGGGGGAAACGCGUGAUGACCAUGGUUCACUAGGUUUCAUUUCCACAGGCACAGCCGAAGAGUUAAGUUCCAUGGAAGAACACAUGGCAAAGGAGGAGCAAGCCUCCCUCGGCUUUAUCUCCACCGAAACCGCCGAGGACUUUAGCUCUAUGGAAGAUUACUACUCCGAGAAACUAGCUAUUGCCAGUGUGAUUGCAGAUGAAGCUGCCACAGACAAAUCAAUCACAACUAGCACUUUUGAGGAGCUUUCGUCGGAUCAGCCGAUGAAACCCAUCGAUGUGGUGGUUCAUCGCCUGAAGACUGAGUCCUCACCGGACUCAAUCAACCGUUGGUCAAUCCCCGAUGUAGACACAUCAAGCUCCAGCGAGAGCUUCCACAAGAGCUUCGACAAGACUCAGAGUCGUCCCCUGUCCUCUGAUUUGGAAAACCUUGUGACUGCAACUGGCACGGGUACCUCAAGUGAGUAUCAAACCGCACGGGAAUUUACCACCACUGGACGCACUGAGGGAACCGAAUAUAUUAGUGCCGUCAGUACCCUUGGCAGCAGUAGUUUGGAUUCUCAUUCGGAAACUUCAGCCAAUUUGGCUAGUAUUGACGUUUCCGAAUUGUCGGAAACAUUGGUGGCCUCUUCUGCCGAAGCGGAUUUGUUCGAGGCAGAUGAGAUGUCGCGGCUGCGAGAUCUCCGAGCUGAUGACGAGGACAGCGAUGAGAGCCUCGAACUGCCAGGAAGUGCUUAUCCAACUAGUGAACAACAAAGCCUCAUGAAGCGCUCCCAGGAAAUGAUUUUCAAGCCCAAGGUUGAGGAAGAGGAGCCACUGCCUGUUGAGGCCGUGCAAAUCGAGGAAUACCCAAAGCCCAAGGAGGCGGAGCGCACCUGGGGAUUGGCCUAUCCCCUGGAGGAUAGCAAGGUGGACAGCCCGCGGGAAAGUGAGAAAGGCGAGGACAUCCUAUUGUAUCACGGAGACCCACGACGAUCCAUUGACGAAUCUAAAUUGGCUUCAAGCUUAGACGAAGGCAGCAUCCUCUCCGUUAGCAUGUCGAGCACAUCCAACAUUGAUACUGUUGUAGAGAACUUUGAUGAUAUUAUUGGAUCUGCGGGAUCUUCUUCGCUGACCGGCAUCGAAGGUUUUCAGUAUGGGCAUGAUGAGUCGGUUCCAUCUGCCUCCGUGCCAGAAGACGCAACCUUUAUGCUGGAAAUGGAAAGCAAGGAACAUUCGCCUCAGGAUUCUAAUGCAAGUACACCUCCAGGGGGAGAGUCAAAACGCCGAGGCCACAAGCGAAAUGAGAGCAUUUCGGGAGAAGCGUUGAAGAACCUGGACAAGGAGGUGGCACUACUGGGCGAGGGUAAGGAAUCUGAAAGCGAGUCAGACACGGAUCCCUACGAAUCGGAAUAUGCCCGCCAGUUCCGUUCUCCUAAAGAACGGAAGAGCAAAAAGAAAAAGCAGGCGGCAGCCGAAAUGGAUCACAGUGGCGAGCUGGAGAAGCGUCCAUUUACCCCUUCCCAGCUGGUAGCUGAAAUAAUCGUAGAGGACAGUGCCACAGAAGAGCUGGAGGCAGAAGCAGCCAUGAUCGAGGAACGUCGCCCGUCCCAGAACAUGCAGGACUACUCAAAUAUACCCGACAUAAUGGUUACUGAAGACAUCAAGUCUCCGAUUUUGGAGGAGGAGAGCGACGAUUUCCCCGAAAAGAUGCUGUACAAGGUACGCACCGAAGAGGAGCUUCACAAAGCAAGCGAUACCUCCACUUACCAGAAGGCCAAAGCCGAGGAGAAAGAGCAGGACUUUCAGCGAAGAGUGCAGGAACAGUACCGACAAAAGCUGGAGGAACUGAAAAGGGCUGAAGUUGGAGCCGAAUACGAUGAUCGCAAGGCGCCUGACUCCCCAGACUCCUUUGAAAUGGUCGAGCAACCCGACAUCUCUGAUGAGUUCGUGAUCAUCGAAGAAGUGGCCAAGGAGGCAAACGAAGUGGAUCUUGGCGGCCAGAGCAUCAAGAUUAAGCCAACUAAGUACGAGCAGAAACACGAUGAGGAUGUUGAGAAGAUCAUCAUCAAAUCGGCGCCUGCGGAUCCCAAGCUAGGAUCGCAGCUCUACAAGGACGAUCUGAACUUCGAGUUCGAGGAGAGUCCGCCGACGGCAGCCAGCAGCAGCAGUGAGCAGCAGGAGGAGAGUGAUUCCAGCGAAACUGCAGCGGCCAACAAGCGCUGGGUUGAGAUGCAGCUGACGGACAACCAGCUGCGAUAUCCUUACGACCUGGCCGGAGCCGUGCUGGAGGACAUUAAAGAGGAGGAUGGCGAGUUCGAGGUGGGCAGCAGUCGCAUUAGCAGCUUCAAAGACUCCUUCUCCAGCACACCGGAGUACGAUGUUGCAGCUCGUCGCUAUCACUCACGUGGUGAACAUGACGAUGUCUCAAUGAGCAGUCUGCAGGAGUUUGAGUCUCUGGAGCAGGCCAUUUCCCUGGAAAAUCGCAAUCGCACACAUCAAGGCUCCACGGAUUCGAGCAAUGGAAGUUUCACCCGACGCUAUGUGGUUCGUCACAGUGGCAGUGGAACUGCCCCGGGUGACGAUGUCUCUGUCUCCAGUCUCAAGGACUUCGAGGGUCUCGAGAAUGCCUGCAUUGAAGCCCACCUGAUUGAGAUCAAGGCCAGGGAAGAAGCCGCACUACUAUCGCGAUCUGAUGAGUCAAACAAGUCGAAUGCCAGCGACAAAGGAGCCACUGGCAAUAUGGUAGUGACCAAGGUGACCCGCACCGUAACACGCACCGAAGUGGUUCCCUCAAGUCAAGCGGAAAACAUCGAAGCCCUGCUCAAACACAAGUUGGAGCGAGAGGAAGGAUCCACGGUAGUCAAAGUCACCGAUUUAACCACCACUGAAUUGGAACCCAAGUCCAAGAUCGACAGCCAGGACUCCGAGAAGGACAGCAUCGACAGCAUGGAGAUUAGCAAAAGUCACGAUAUGAUGACCAGCAGCAUAGAGAGCUUUGAUAUAUCCAAGGAUGCUACAACGCGAUCCGACAUUGACUCAUUGGAGAUAGAUAAGCGACACUCGCGACAGGAGAGCAUAGAGUCCUUUGGCGACGAGCAGCUGGAUUUGAUGACCAAGUUCGUCAGCGGGGGAGGAGUUACACUAGGAGAUGGCCUCACCACCACCACGACGACAACCACCACCAGCACCGAUGCCGAUGGACAUGAGCACACGGUGACCAGAGUGAUAACCACCACAACGAGCGUGGGUGGUGGUGGCAUACAGGAGCUGCCAAUGGACGAGGCCGGAAUGUCAAAGGACGUUUCGGUGGACUCCCUGAACCUCUGCAUGGAACAGACGACUAGCUCGGCUGGAACCACGGCUACGUACCAGACCAGCGCCGGAAACUCUCAGAUGUCCGGAAGUGUCACGAGUUGCGCCUCCAGUACUCUAAUGGAGGAUUCGUUCCCUGGUGUGGGUGGCAUGUCGUCGUCCCAAAUGUCGGCCAGUUUUUGGUCUCACGAUGAGUCCACGGUGGUCGAGGACGAAGAACACGACCCCACGAAGAAGCAGAAGCAAGGCCAGUAAUCGCUGGAUGGGAUUGGGAGAGAGAAAUGGGAGAAGUCACUCGUAAUCCUAUAUAAAAAUGGGGCUUAAACGGUGACAUAGAAUAUUCGGCUAGAUAAGGCGCUCUUCUAGGGGCAGCACUAGUAAAGGAAUCUCUGGAUGACGGGAAAACGCAUCUUCACCUGCUCCAAACAUCACCGAUUUCAAAUCGAACAGCGAAGGGGAUUUAAUAAUUAGCAAAUUUGACAUUUUCCAUCUACACACAUUUUUAAUGAUAUUGAAGUGCAUACACGAGUUUUUAAAGGCAAAUAUAUAUAUUUUAUAUAUUUAUAAAAACUAUAAAAUUGCAAACAUGAAUACAAACAUGAAUAUGACAGGCAUUAGCCCUUCAACGCAUUUUCUUAUUGGCGUUUAAAAAUUAAUUAAAAUUAAAACAGAAACCGAAACCGAAACCUCUUGUGCUAGAGCGUUGUAAUGGAAUAAACAUUUGCUUAUAAUUUGAUGUAGUUAUUAUAUAUGUACAUGUACGAAGGAUACUUAUUAUUAAAUGAAUCGCUUAUUAUUGUAGUUUAAUUUAAGCAAUUAUACAAACGCAUGUGAAAAGGGGACGUAAUGAAUUAGUCGAAGCCUGGAAAGUGAAAUGCUUUUAAAGUCUCAUUUUUUUACAAGAACCAAGCUAACUUUUUCGCUUGCAUGUUUUAACAGUGAAAUUUACAUAAAUAUACAAUCUGAAAAAUAAUGCAUAGAUCAAAUUUAAAACAUAAACAAAAAGAUAUGACAUUUAUUCACAUAAGAGCUACCACAAACAGCCAUGAAGUGUAUCGCUAAUUUUCGUAAAGCACAUCUUGCGUUAACGAGUAUUCGUCAAAAACCCUAAUUAUUGAAAGGAUUUAAACGUUUUAGCAUCACCACUGUAAUGGAAUAUGAAUAUAAUAAUAUUUGUGUUAAAAACAUACAAGAAAUAUUAAAAAAAAAAAAUAACAUUGUAUUGUAAACCCACACGCGUAUGAAUAACCAAAUAAAAUGCUUAAUACAA